This is a messenger RNA of Ceratotherium simum simum (southern white rhinoceros), 2301 nucleotides long. It is a transcript of the gene RHOB, whose product is annotated as ras homolog family member B. Gene Ontology annotation, molecular function: GTP binding; GTPase activity. Lineage: Eukaryota; Metazoa; Chordata; Mammalia; Perissodactyla; Rhinocerotidae. The record is from RefSeq and is a predicted model, not a curated record. Gene Ontology annotation, biological process: small GTPase-mediated signal transduction.
CUAGGGCCGCAGCCCGCAUCUGCCACCGCAAUCUGGCUGUAGCUGUGCCUUGUCGUGUACGCUGGGCGAGGCCUGUAGAGACCCGGAGGGGGUCUAGGCCGGCUCCCCUGCCCGAGCUACCCUUUGCGCAGACAGGCGCCGGCCUGGGGCCCGGGGCGAGAAAAGCAGCCACCGCCCAGCAGCGGCGCGGAGACGCACGGUGCGCCCUAUGCUCCCGCGCCUCCCCAGCCCCCGCCGCGGCAGCCCGAGCGCACCGAGAGAACGCGCCACCGCGGGGCCUGGGUGCAGCUAGCGACCCUUGCCCCCAGCGCGCAGCCUGAGGUGAGCAGUGAGCGGCGAGCGGGACGGCAGCGAGGCGUUCGCGGGCCCCCUCCUGCUGCCCGGGCCCGGCCCGCUCAUGGCGGCCAUCCGCAAGAAGCUGGUGGUGGUGGGCGACGGCGCGUGCGGCAAGACGUGCCUGCUGAUCGUGUUCAGUAAGGACGAGUUCCCCGAGGUGUACGUGCCCACCGUCUUUGAGAACUAUGUGGCCGACAUCGAGGUGGACGGCAAGCAAGUGGAGCUGGCGCUGUGGGAUACGGCGGGCCAGGAGGACUAUGACCGCCUGCGGCCUCUCUCUUACCCGGACACCGACGUGAUCCUCAUGUGCUUCUCAGUGGACAGCCCGGAUUCGCUGGAGAACAUCCCCGAGAAGUGGGUGCCCGAGGUGAAGCACUUCUGCCCCAACGUGCCCAUUAUCCUGGUGGCCAACAAGAAAGACCUGCGCAGCGACGAGCACGUCCGCACAGAGCUGGCCCGCAUGAAGCAGGAACCCGUGCGCACGGAUGACGGCCGCGCCAUGGCCGUGCGCAUCCAAGCCUACGACUACCUCGAGUGCUCGGCCAAGACCAAGGAGGGCGUGCGCGAGGUGUUCGAGACGGCCACGCGCGCCGCGCUGCAGAAGCGCUACGGCUCCCAGAACGGCUGCAUCAACUGCUGCAAGGUGCUAUGAGGGCUGCGCCCGCCCCCACGAGCCCGGAGAAGGGGAGACCCACGCACCCCAAGGACCCCACCGGACUUCCUGGCGUCUGCCUUCCGGCCCGGCCACCGUGGCCUGGCGGCUCUGGCUCUGGCGCCGGGAACCGGCGUGAGAGGCACCGGGCGCCCCCUUUCCAGUGUCUGUGUGCGUCUGGCUGUGUUGCACAGGCCCGGGCGCCCCGUUGAGUGCCAAGGGUCCCCUGAGCACCCUUUUCUGAAGAGCCAAGGCUCUUCAGAGUGUGUAGCUGUGUGUAUGUUCGACUCCCCCCGCCCCGUUUUCACCCCACCCCCGCCUCUGGUCCUCGGAGACGAGCUUGGCGCCGGGAUGCGGCCGCACCCCAUCAGAUGUUCGCCCAUACCAGCGAGCGCCUGCUCUCCCUUGUCUGUAACAUAGACCACGGGAACUGCGGGAGGGAGGGCUGGGGAGGAUGGGGUGUUAUAUAAAUAAAGAUAUAAUUUUAUUUUCGGAGGUAGGAUGGUGUUAUUUAAUGGUGGUGGUGUGUGGAGUGACAGGGCGCUAGAACAGCUCCGGCCCAGCCUGGGUCAGGCGCCCCUCCAAGCAUGAACAGGACUUGGCCAUUUUUCCAACCCCUGGGGAAGACAUUUGCAACUGACUUGGGGCUGAGAGGACACAGCUUCUAGACUUCUCCUGCGCCCCUGGCGAACCCCUCACCAGCCACUGGCAGGAGGAGGGAGAGUGUACUGCGGGUUGUUUUUGCCAUAAGCGAACUUUGUGCCUGUCCUACGAAGUGAAAAUUGUUCAGUCCAAGAAAAUGAUGUUAUUUGAUUUAUUUAAAGGCUAAAACUUGUUGGGUUUUUUUUGAAAAGAAUUCUUUGCACAAUUGUUUCAUUGUUUCACACUUAAUGCACUUGUCAUUUGCAUAAGACAGUAGCAUUCUGACCACACUUGUACGCUGUAACCUCAUCUACUUCUGAUGUUUUUUAAAAAAAUGAUGACUUUUAAAAAACAAGGAGAAAAAGAAACCACUAAUUUUUGUUUUGUUUUCUUGAAGAAAGUGGCAGCACUGUUUUUUGAUUUUAUUUGUGCAGGUAUGCGCACUAUUUUGAUAAAGGGCAGUAACAAGUAUUGGGGCCUAUUUAAAACCUUUUUUUUUUUUUUUUUACAAAGCAGUCUCUAGAGCUAUGUGAAAUUUUCUCUGCAUCUCUGUACAGAGAAUGAACCUGCCCCUAGGCUCUCCUUUCUCCCCCUCCCUUCCCAAGCCAGUGGUACUUCUACUAAAUUGUUGUCUUGUUUUUUAUUUUUUAAAUAAACUGAUAAAUGACAAA